GCUAAGCUAAACAGCGCGUUCACGUUCUUGCUCGUAGUUUUGUGAUUUUAUUUUUUCGCCUUUGUGUCUCUUCGUUCAGCCCGAAGACUGAAGUCUGAGGUGUCAGUGACUCGGAGCAGCGCGCGUUUUUAUUGAUCUGCUUUCUGUUCGCAGCACGACAGUGUGUCCAUGCGGCUGUGUCUCAAUCCGCACCCUCGUUCACUACAUAGGGCGCUACAGGCUAUUUUGUGUCGUAUUAACGAAGCUCCCUAGUUUAGGGCUCAUGCAAGUAUUUGGGACCAGGCAGCAAUAUGGACCCUAGUGUUCAUUACAUAUAAAGCGAAACCUGCUGUUUAUUUAAAAAAAGAUUCGUUUUUAACCUUUUAUUUAAAAAUACUUUUGUGUAGCUUUUUAUUUUUAUUGAUAUAUAUUUAUUUAUUGAUCGAUUGAUUUGCUUGAUUUUCAGACCCAAACAGUAGAUUGUUAGCCGGACGGCUGAGUUUUCGAGCCCUGAUGCACCACAAAUUAGCAGCGAAACGGAGUUAAAAACCGCAAACAAACAAGAACCGAAAACACAAAACCGGUCACGGUUUCGGUUACAAAUCUAACUCCAGCUGAUGAAUUAUCGAGUUAACGCGCAAAAUAAAGCUCAAACUGACGCGUUUUACAGCCGGAUACAGAACAAAGAGGCUGUUAGCAUGUCGGCUAACUAUCACUAACGGCGUUAUUAGCUUCGUGCUAACUGACUAAAAUUCGGUGUCUGAACUCGACACUUGACUUACAGCUUGUUUCUGUUUAUCCUUCGUUUGUUAACAUUCGCGUUAGAUUUCUAUAAUCAUUUACAUUAGUGUUUAACUUGAGCCCUGUUCGGACUGGAUCAGUUCACACACACACACACACGCUCUGAGGUUGCAGGUUCGAGAUGUCUUACUCGUCACGCAGUUCCCUGGACUGUAAGGUGUACGUGGGUGACCUUGGCAAUGGCGCUGCGAAGGGUGAGCUGGAGCGUGCCUUCAGCUACUACGGGCCUCUUCGGAGCGUCUGGGUGGCACGGAACCCUCCUGGCUUCGCUUUUGUGGAGUACGAAGACUCCAGAGAUGCAGAAGAUGCUGUAAAGGGCAUGGACGGAAAAAUGCUCUGCGGGGCUCGCAUCCGCGUCGAGAUGUCAAACGGAAUGUCCCGGAAGUCCCGCUUCGGUCGCCCGAGCCGCAGGCAGUUUGAUCCAAAUGACCGCUGCUACCAGUGUGGAGAGACGGGUCACUACGCGUACGACUGUUAUCGCUACAGCAAGAGAGGUGGCAGACGCAGCAGGUCUCGCUCUCGGUCCAGGUCUCGUGGUCGGCGCCACCACUCUCGCAGCCGCAGCUAUGAGAAGCGAUAUCGCUCUCCAUCCUACUCCAGAAAGAGGAGCAGGUCGGCGUCCCCAGGUCGCUCCAGAUCCCGAACCCCAGUUCGUCGCUCUCGUUCCCCGGUGCGCCGUUCCAGAAGUCCUGCCAGGAGGUCCAGAACCCCAGUCCGCAGGGCCAGUCGUUCGCGUUCUCAUUCACGUUCCCGCUCCGGCUCCCGACAGAGAGUGCGCAGCGCGUCCAGAUCGAGAUCCAGAUCUCAUUCUCGCUCCAUAAGCAAGAAAAGAGACAGCCGUUCUAGAUCCAUCAGCCCGAGAAAGAGCCCAACACCAGACGCUGACUGAUCGGAUCGUCGACCCCUCUUCAUCUCACCCCCCCACACCUCUUUCAACUGAUGAACCUCCAUCGAUUGGUGUCCUUUUCGCUCAUGUUUCAUCGCAGUCACCCUUCUUUCAGUUUCAUACAUCUACACAUGUCCGUCUCCGCUCUCCGGCUCUCCUCUUUGCCUGUGUUUUUUGUUUUACAUCACGAGUUUCCCUUUCCAUUUUAAAAACUUAUUCUUAAAAUGGUUUUAAGCCAUUGUUUUUAGUUUCAGGCCCGAGACUGUGGUUUGUAUUGAAUGGGACAGUCAGCAGUGUCGGGAUUGGAAAAAAGGAUGAGCCGUAAUUGGGUCAAAGCUUGAAGUUUUGUUUUUUUGUUUGUUUUUUUGGUUUCCUCCCCCUGCUAUGAAAAUGCCAGUGGUCUUUUUAAUAAAGUGAGUCUUUACACAUCA
Messenger RNA from Tachysurus fulvidraco (yellow catfish), 2097 nucleotides. It is a transcript of the gene srsf7a, whose product is annotated as serine and arginine rich splicing factor 7a. Gene Ontology annotation, molecular function: RNA binding; zinc ion binding. The transcript is spliced from 8 exons. The coding region runs from base 902 to 1669 and encodes 255 amino acids. The record is from RefSeq and is a predicted model, not a curated record. Lineage: Eukaryota; Metazoa; Chordata; Actinopteri; Siluriformes; Bagridae.